This is a messenger RNA of Parathielavia appendiculata, 1117 nucleotides long. RefSeq lists its product as uncharacterized. The transcript has a single exon. Lineage: Eukaryota; Fungi; Ascomycota; Sordariomycetes; Sordariales; Chaetomiaceae. Bases 419 to 841 code for a protein of 140 amino acids. The record is from RefSeq and is a predicted model, not a curated record.
AGGAGUAUAUUGCAACUAGCUGCUGACGACUAUACGAGUUUGUCUCGAAUGGAGAGAGAAGAAGAAAAGAGAGAACUAGAUGACAGGAAGAGAGGGCAGCUCUUAUAUGAUCCGGAACACACAGACACUGCCUGCCUCAGGAUGACGUUAUCAUGAUAUUACGGCCGAGGGUUGCCGAGGCCAUCAUGGGCUCAGCCCAUCACACUUCCAAAGUCCCCAGUUUGCAGCGUUUGCGCUGCAAGUCGAGAACGCCUGCCACGCGGCCGAGGAAGACAGUUAUGUGGCCACUAUCGAUCGAGCCAUCCCCGCCGUCGCCGAGAAACUACGUGCCCUUUCGAGCCAACAAACUGCCGCCAACAUCUGGAUCGAAAGGGCGUUUGCUGAGCUUACGCAGCAGGUGCAGAGGCUGGAGAAGAGGAUGGACGAGCUCUCUAAAGCGUCGUACACUGUCACAAUCAGUUCGGGACGCAGCACUGUCGUACAACGGCUCGAGAUGCCGAAGCGCGGGCGACCGAGGGCGCCGGGCCGCGGGGCCCCUUCCCCCCAACUAUCUACUGGAGACGAAGAGCAGGGGGGCGUUCCCCAGCUUACCACAGCGUCUCUACCGCCGCCGCCGGCGGCGGUUGCGUCGAACGUGCCUAGGUUUGAGGUCCCUUUAGAUAUUCGCUCUAUUCCGGAUCUGUGGCUCCUGUGGAGAUACGGAAGGGCUGGCAUGCCUUCAAUCGAGUCACUCGAGGCUAACUAUGGUGCUGCUUGGCGCCCUAAGUCGCAGAAGUCCGUCUUCUGCGGUCGAAAGGCAAUCGUCGAUGUCAGAGUGCAGUAUGGGGCAGCUGCGCUGUGACCCACAUAUAACCCACAGGAUUGCAAGUCGGAGCGACUUGCGAUUCGACACCCUUUUUCAGGGAGAUACGACAUAGCCGAGUGGGUUGGUUGUGCGCGUAUCCUCACAGUCGACUUCAUCCUGGGCAAGUCGCGCGAGCGGGGUGGCGCAGAAAGCGCCGCCGUACAGUCGCGUGUUAUCGCGCAAAUUGAGGAGCUGUGCCCCAAGUGGUCUCUUGACAAGGUCACGAAGGCUAUCAAGAACGGGGAUCUGGAGCGUAGAUGGCCGCCGGAAGCG